AUGAGAAACCACACAUCAGUAACGACAUUCAUACUUCUGGGACUGACAGAUGAUCCUCAAAUGAAGGUUCUAAUUUUUAUGUUUCUGUUUGUCACCUACAUAUUGAGUGUAACUGGGAACCUGACCAUCAUUAUACUCACCUUUGUAGAUUCCCACCUUAAAACUGCCAUGUACUUUUUCCUCCAAAACUUCUCCUUUUUAGAAGUUUCAUUCACCACAGCCUGUAUUCCUAGAUUCUUAUAUAGCUUAUCAACCGGGGACAAUACUAUUAGCUAUGAUGCUUGUGUUGGUCAGUUAUUUUUUAUCAUUCUCUUUGGAGCUACAGAGUUUUUUCUCUUGGCUGUCAUGUCCUAUGAUCGCUAUAUAGCCAUCUGCAAACCUCUGCAUUACGUGACCAUAAUGAACAGCAGAGUCUGUGGAAGGCUGGUUUUCUGCUGUUGGAUAGCUGGUUUGUUAGUAAUAGUCCCACCACUUUGUCCAGGCUUAACCCUGGAAUUUUGUAACUAUAAUGUUAUUGAUCAUUUUCUCUGUGAUGCUUCUCCUCUCCUGAAGAUUUCUUGUUCGGACACAUGGCUCAUAGAACAAAUGGUGAUAGGCUUUGCUGUUUUGGCCACCAUCAUGACCCUUCUGUGUGUUGUUUUGUCCUAUACAUACAUCAUCAAGACCAUCAUAAAAUCCCCUUCUGCUCAACAAAGGAGGAAAGCCUUUUCUACCUGCUCUUCCCAUAUGAUUGUGGUUUCUAUGACCUAUGGUGGUUGUAUCUUCGUCUACAUCAAACCUUCAGCCAAGGAUGAGGUGGCUAUUAAUAAGGGUGUGGCACUGCUUACUACUUCAUUUGCCCCCAUGUUAAACCCAUUUAUUUAUACCCUUAGGAACCAGCAAGUAAAGCAAGAGACUCAGGUUCGAUACCUGGCCAGUGCACCUCAUGUGCGGCCACAAGUCAUCUGUCAGUGGAAGAUCGCCUAUUGCGAUGAUGCUGAAUAA
Messenger RNA from Orycteropus afer afer, 984 nucleotides. The record is from RefSeq and is a predicted model, not a curated record. NCBI's taxonomy places the organism in Eukaryota, Metazoa, Chordata, Mammalia, Tubulidentata, Orycteropodidae.